AUGGGGGAGCCCUCAGACCACCCCCCACCACCACCACCAGGUCCAAAACAGCCAGGGAAACUCAAAUCUGGGGCAGCUGGAAGGGUCCCUCCCCAGGUGAAAUCACCAGGACGGCGGCAGGCCAGCAGACCAGCCCCCAGCGUUGAGCGGGUAGAGCCAAGAGAGCCAGGCCCAGAGAGGGUCCCGCAGGCUCCUGGGCCCCCUGCGCCCCCUCCCCACCUUCCUGAGCCUCAAGACCUGCAGCGGCCCCUCCCUCUCCGCUUGCCCCGUUCCCUCCAGCACCUGGCUGGAUUCACUGUGACCUCUGCAGUGCCUGGCCCAGCCCAGGAGGGGCUGGGGCUCCACUCCCCACAUGGAACCGUGAGAGAGAACCUGAGGCCUCCCCCUCCUUCCUCCACCGCCCGCAGUCCCACCUCCACGGGAGUCCGGGCCCAAAACACUGCACUGCAGGCCACCUCUGAGGCCCCCCUGUCCCCUGUCCCCCUGGGGAGCUGCAAUGGCUGGGCAGAGGCGCUCCCUCCUGGAGACACCCAGCCUCCAGAGGAGGAAGCCACACAGAGGAAGGGCGAGGAGGGUGAGCAGAACGGGGAAAGAAACAAGGAGCCUCCUCCAACAGGGGCCGAAAGUCUGAAGGCGGGGGUGUCACUCGAGGCCUGGGGGAGGGGCGCUCCCAGGUUGGGCCUCAGGACUCCCUGCGCCGCCACUGCCGCCCCGUUUCAGCACAAACAGCCUCAGACCGCCCCGUCCCGGGGCCCUGGGGAGACCCCAGACCCUGGGGUGCCGUCCCAUCCCGCCUCCGCCAAGCGCCAGCGGGCGCCGUGGGCCGGCUGGAGACCAAGGCGACGCUGGGGCGCCACGGGAGCGGGACGCGGGGCCGGCCCGCGGGAAGGAGCUCGCACGGCUGGCGCUGCCCUCCCGCCCGGAGACCGCGGGGACUGGGGCACAGAACGGCCCGCGCCCCCGCCGGCCCUGCCUCUCCGCAGAGGGGGCGCACUGACGCCACGGUCCCCACCUGAGCGCGGGCUCGACCCCCAGCCGGGGAACCCGGCACAACCCCAGGCACGGGGACACUUUCCCCCGGGCCCGCAGAAGAGCCGCUGCCCCACUCCCAGUCCCAGCCCCGAAGGGAGACCCUCUACCCCGGGUCCCGCGUCCUCCAGCCCCGAGACUUCCGAUCCACCGGCCCUCCUCUGGGCAGCGCCGAGCGCGGGAGCCAGCCAGAGGCCACCUCCCGGAGCCCCGGAGUCCCCGCCGCAGCUCGCGCCCCCGAGGCCGGAGGGCGCCGUCCCCUCAGCCCGUUCCCCGCGGGCCACAACUCACCGCGCGCCGGCGAGCGCUCGGAGGCGCAGGGAGGCGGCGGCCGGAGGCUGGCGGCUCGCGGUGGCCGGAGCCCGGGCCGCGGCGGGCGGUUCUGACGCUGCGGACCGAGCCCGGCGAGGAGCCGCCCGGAGUCCGGGACGCAGCGGGGAGGAGCUGGCGGUCGCCCGGCCCGGGCUGCCUCCGAGCGCGCGGCGGGCGGCUGCUGCUCCGGCGAGAGCGAGCCGCCGAGCUAGGGAGCGGCGGGCGGCUCGGCUCCGUCCGCCGCGGAGCCCGGCGUCCGAGCGCUGGGGAGAGAGGGAACGGCUCCGCGAGCGGCGUCCGGCCGAGGGCUCCGCGCUGGGAAGGCGGUGGAGCGGGAGCCGAGCCGCGAGCGCCGCCGGCCGAGAUGCGGGCGCCCGGAGGCGCCGCGGCAGCCGCACGGCAGCAGGAGAAAAGGGAGAGCGAGCGAGAGGGCGCGCUGGAGAGCGAGGGAGCGAGAGAGGGAGCGGGAGACCGGAGAGCAGUGAAGACGCGAGAGGGGCGGGCUCCGGGAGCACGAGGGCCGAGGGGGCCGCGGCGGCUCAGCCCCGCGCCCACGGCCGCGGCCGCGCUCGGAAAGGCGCGGGCCCGGCCCGCCAAGUUUGCGCGGCAGUGGGGGCCGAGCGCGCGGCUUCCGCCAGCCUUUUAAAGAGGGAGCUGCCUGGGGCCCACCCCCGACCCCGCACCUCUCCGCCGCAAGGCUGGGGCUCACCCCGCGCCCCGCCGCCCCUCCGCACCCGCCCCGCCUUCUGCUCCCUCUCCCACCGCGCCCCACCGACGCCCUCUCCUGGAAGCCCCCUUCUCCCGCCACCCCCGAGGGUGGAUGUCUGCACCUCAACCCGGAGGACCUAG
Molecule: messenger RNA, 2190 nt
Organism: Cervus elaphus (red deer)
Lineage: Eukaryota; Metazoa; Chordata; Mammalia; Artiodactyla; Cervidae
Product: basic proline-rich protein-like
Exons: 6
Coding region: 1-2190 (729 amino acids)
Source: RefSeq, a predicted model, not a curated record